Molecule: messenger RNA, 1381 nt
Organism: Haemorhous mexicanus (house finch)
Lineage: Eukaryota; Metazoa; Chordata; Aves; Passeriformes; Fringillidae
Gene: TMEM41A
Product: transmembrane protein 41A
Exons: 4
Coding region: 98-631 (177 amino acids)
Source: RefSeq, a predicted model, not a curated record
GCUGAGGGCGGCAGGGCCGGGCCGGGAGGGGCCGGCUUCGCUCGGCUCGGCUCGGCUCGGCUCCAUCCGGCGGCGGUAGCGGCGGCCCCGACCCGGGAUGUGGCGGCGCCCGGCUGGGCUCCUGCUCGUCUUCGUGGCCGCCACGGCCGCGCUGUGGCUGCUGUCGGUGCGGCUGAGCGCGGGGCAGACGCGCAGGGCGCUGCGAUUCCCGGCGGACCUGGAGGAGCUGCGGGAUCUGGCCGAGGCGCUGCGGGACUACGAGCGACAGCACCGGGGCGCGGCGCUGGCCCUGUUCUGCGGCGCGUACCUGUACAAGCAGAGUUUCGCCAUUCCCGGCUCCAGCCUCCUGAAUGUCCUGGCUGGAGCACUCUUUGGACCAUGGAUGGGGCUGGUGCUGUGCUCAGUGCUCACGUCUGUGGGAGCCACCUUCUGCUACCUGCUCUCUGCAGCUUUUGGCAAGCAGCUCAUAGUCCACUUCUUCCCUGAGAAGGUGGCUCUGCUGCAAGGGAAGGCCUUACACCAUACAAUUUCAUCUGUGUGCAGACAGGGGCCAUUCUGUCCCAAAUCACCUCUCUGGAUGCCAUCUUCUCCUGGGACACACUGCUCAAGCUGCUGGCCAUGGCUGUGGUAGCGCUGAUUCCAGGGACCCUCAUCAAGAGAUACAGCAAGAAACACCUGAAGCUGGAUGGCGACAAGCCAGCUCAGACACUAAAUGGCAGAAAGAGCUUGUGAUGGCUUAGGUGCCCCAGUUUUGGGGUAAAAGCUGCAGGACUCUCUUCCCAGGGGUUAUACUCUGCAUGCUUUGUGCCACCAAGGACAGUGGCAGUUUUUAAUCAUCCUUCUCAUCUCAGAGGAGGUGUCCGUUCUUAUUUUUAAUGAAUGUUUAUCUGUGCAUGUAUCUGCACCGAGAGAGAGAUACAGGGGUUUUGUGAACACUCAGUGAAUUUGCCUGUUUCAUUUAAACCAGUCUCCUGUGUGCCUGAGGCUGUGGGGAAUAAAAGGAGGAGUAUUGGCAUCCUGUGAGGAAAGCAAACCAGAACCCAGCUGUGGAUCACUGGCCAAGCACAACCCUGCGGGCAGUAGGCAGGCCCUCCCUUCUCCUUCCAACUGCAGACAGAUUUAGCAUUUUUGGCCAGAAAUGAUGAGCCAUGUGCUCCUGUGCAGCUGUACAAGCACCAAGUUGAAAAAAUAAUGGUGUUUCAGGGUGCAACUGUAGAAGAUUCUUCUUUGAUUUCCGUGUUAAACCAGUACACUCUGCAGCAAAAUGCUCAGGAUUUGAGCUGCCUGAAUCAGUCAUGUCAAAACACUUGAGACAGCUUCUCUGGUCUGCCAGUGGCUGCUACUGCCCAUAGAGAAUAAAGGGAAAAAGAACAGGAAUGGA